Molecule: messenger RNA, 699 nt
Organism: Lachnellula hyalina
Lineage: Eukaryota; Fungi; Ascomycota; Leotiomycetes; Helotiales; Lachnaceae
Gene: 17E5.220
Product: putative dolichyldiphosphatase
Exons: 2
Coding region: 1-699 (232 amino acids)
Biological process (GO): protein N-linked glycosylation; lipid biosynthetic process
Cellular component (GO): intracellular membrane-bounded organelle; endoplasmic reticulum membrane
Molecular function (GO): dolichyldiphosphatase activity
Source: RefSeq, a predicted model, not a curated record
AUGGCAGAUACUCCUCUCGCGUCUCUCUCCCUAACCCACGUUCACUAUGAUCCAAAUGACCCCAUAUCCUAUUUCUGCGCAUGGCUCGCCCUCGUACCCCAAGGCCUCUGCGUCAUGUACGCAACCCUAAUAUGGUCCACCCGCGAGAUUGAAAUCCUCCUCAUGUUCGGCGGCCAAUUGGCCUGCGAGGCCCUAAACUUCGCCUUGAAGCGCAUCCUCAAAGAAGAGCGCCCGAAACAGAUGCAUGGGAAAGGCUACGGAAUGCCGUCCUCACACGCGCAAUUCGUCGCCUUCUUCUCGCUGAGCUUGACCCUUUUCUUGCUGUUCAGACAUGUUCCUAAGAAGCCGACACCCAGCCAUACGCCGUUAAGUAUGCUUGCGAGGUUUGCGCUGUCCGGGCUGGCACUGGCGAAUGCGGGCUUGGUUGCGUGGAGUAGGACUUAUUUGAGUUAUCAUACACCAAAGCAGGUGCUGGUUGGAUGUGUGGCUGGGGCUGUGACUGCUGUAUCUUGGUUCUUGGUCACAACGGUGGUUCGGCAGAUUGGAUUACUGUCCUGGGCUAUAGACCAGCCCAUUGUUAGGCUAUUUAGAAUGAGAGAUCUGGUGGUGGAAGAAGAUCUAUGUCAAGCUGGAUGGGAGAAAUGGGAGGUGAAGCGGAUAUCGUCGUCAUCUACAUCAAAAGGCAAGAAGAGGAGGUGA